GUUUCAAAUCUCCCACUUUUUUUUCUUCACUUGCUCAUCAAAAAUGAGCAGCGAGAGGCGGAAGGACAAUCCGCUGCGCUUCGCUCUUAUUUUACAUUUGUUAGCGGUUUUAGUUCAAGGUGAUAUUCAACCCCGUUUCUCAUGCUAUAAUCACUAUUUGGCGGGAAUCCGAACAAGUUCUGUACUUCCUAUAUCCGGUCACUCGUCAGCCCCGUCAAAUGUCAAGUGUAUAUUCGAGAAUGACGUGGCAUUCACAGAAAUCCACUCGGCACUCGAAAAUUCGUAUCAAGUGAUGGGAAAGAAAUCUGUCAAUUUUCAAGUUCUCGAUUUAUUCCACCUUCGGGAGCUUGUUAGGAGGUCUCAUUGCACGCAGACUCUCACUGUAACCUGGAAAAAUGUCCCAGAAGCUGGAAAAGGAGGCCUUAAAGUUGUUUCACUGCUCAAUGAGACUACAAGGAUCGAGUAUAGCGGAGAUGAACGUCAAGACUUUCUAUUCGACGAAACAUUCGCAGGAGUUCGUCACUUGAUUCCUGAUGAAGAUGACAACGAAUCCAAUCCGACAGUAACUACAACUCGACUUUUAUGCAAACACAUCCCUCAACCCGAAUGCCUUGUUCGCGGCAAAUUCGAAGUUGAUUUGGAGGCGAAUUUGGAGUGGAGCUAUGCGUUUUCUUUCAAGACUGACAUCACAAAUCAGACACUUUUCACACUUCGAUGCGGUGAUACUACUUCAGAAGUUCGACUUGAGAACGACUUUUUCAUUCGAGCAGAUGGGAAUGCUCCUGUUGCAGUUACACAUUUAUCAGAUGCCACAUGGCAUACUGCAAUUGUGAAGCAUAACCAACCGGAUAGUCAUUUCUUGAAAAUUGAUGAUUUUCCGGAGAUUGAACUGGGUAAAUCGAUUAGUGAUGAUACCGAUAAAACAAUUACACUGAGUAUCUCAGUUAACGGAAACAUCCAACUUAUCGAUCCAACAGACACCAAUGACGAUUGUAUGUACAGUUUUGACAAACCACAGAAAAGACUGCAGGAAACCGUGAGCACACGAACCAUGUGUGUUGGAUGUGGAUGCCCAAAGCUGAGUGGAACAUUCGAUGGACUUAGUAAAUGUGAUGAGGAAGAUGAAAAUUCGUAUAACUUGCGACGUGAUGUAGAUCGAUUAUCAUUCAUUCAUAUCGAUAAUGCAUUUGAUAUUGAUUCAAAUGGUGCUGCAAUUCCAGCAAUCUCCACAAGUUUCAAAUCAGAUUCCGACGUUGGUCUGAUCUUUUUCGGUUAUUGGCAGAAUUUCCAUGGAAAGGGUAGACUUCAAGUUUAUUAUCACUAUGAUACUAUAUCAGCAGUUUUUUGUAAACAUACUGACGAUGAGGAGUGCUCGAGCUGUUCGAUUAGAAGUUCUGAAGGUUUUGGAAAGGAUCAAUGGAUCCAGACGAUUCUCUGGGGUGGUGGAGAUGAGAUUCAUUUGGCUGUGGAUUCAUCUGUAUGCCGUCUCCAGCAGUUGUCGAAUAUAAGCCUUGCGGAAGUUUACGCGAUUCCCCAGAUUUCCGGUGGUGCUGGACUUUUUAUCGGUGGAACCUGGCACGAAAAGAAACGACGAGGAUUGUACAAAGCCGACGCUGAGCAGAAAUAUUUCGAGAAUACUAGAGAGAAAGCUCCAGUGCUCCGAGGAUGCAUCAAGGAUGUGUUCGUUCGAGGCAGCAAAACGGAUGUUUCCGAGAUGUUUGAAGUUCAGAAGCAGGCGAUGCUCAAUGAGCCAGAUGAUUCGAAUGCGUUUGCGGUUCGAAAGUACUGCCAGAGUUGUAUUCCCGCGUGUUCGGAAGGUACAAGGUGUAGAUCAAGAGCUCCGCUGCAGGACUCUGCAAUGAUUUGUGAUUGUGCAGAUGAGCUGCAGUUUAACACAUCAGAGGGGACUUGUAAUAGGGAGAGAGACACACCAGUUGCCCUCUCCACAGCAUUCCUGUCAGAAAAUCAAAUUGUUCUUGAUAUCCAGAAUACCAAAGCAAUUUUGAGCAAAGUUUGGUUGAAAUUUGCUCUUCCCAAACAAAUCAACCAAGCGCAAAGGAUUGUGGAAUUUAAUUCUCAUCGGGAAACUUUAUUCAACAUCAACCUGGAGACUGAUGGAACGGUUAAUGUGCAACUUCACGGACAGGAUACAGCUUCUCGCCAGCUAAACCUUCUCGAUGACCGUGUCCACUUGCUUCAACUCCAACGGCGUACUCCAAUGGGAACUCGGCAUUCCGCAAAGAAAUACGAUUUAUAUAUUGAUGGAUUCCAUACUGUUGUGUCAGAUAUUGGAAAGCUGGUAUUAAACAAUGUUUCAGUGACAGCAGCGGAGACAGAAGACGAGUGGAGCUCAGUUAUUGUGCAUGACCUUGGAUUAUCCUAUGAAUAUGACGAGCACUUCGCGAUCAGUCAUCCGUCAAAUGUGAUUCAUCAAGUUGAUCUUCACUCCCAGCUUCUUCCAUAUCAAAUCCGGGCUCCAGAUCUAUCGAAAACUGGAAUUCUCGAUGAUUCUCUUUGGGAAAAACCUGCCUACGUCACCGAUUCUGAAGCGGCGCCGGUUUUGGAAUCAUCGCCGCACGGGGAAGUUGUCGAUUUCACCGCCGAUAUUAUUGAGCCGGAGCAAUUGUUAUCUGGACGAUGGAUUCUGUAUUCCCUCUUCCUAACCAUCCUCCUAUGCCUCUUCAUCCUAAUGUGUAUCGUAUGUUACUGGUGUGUGCUGCGACCACGUGCUAUGCGUCGUACCGACACUGGAUCCCAACGAACAAUCAUUCGUGACAGUCCAGACUAUGCUCCUGUCAAAAUGCGAAGAGACAGUAUCGGUGGAAUAUCGAUUGAUGACGAUGGAUCCAUUGGGACGGAUGAUACAGAUUUACAGGCGUAUCGAGAUAUUCCAUCACAUAGAGUCAAGAUUUAUCGGGAAUCUAUGGUGUCAAUCCUAGUCCCCUCAAUUGAUCAACCAGCAGAAGCGGCAAUUGUGAAAAGAUCCCACUCAACAAUAUCUGAUCAGACACCGUCAAGACCUCAUGACACGUCACAUGCUCCUCUAGUUGCGGUGAAUGAUGAUUAGGCUCCGUAGAUCUGGGUCCCGCGAAUUCAUAUUUCCCUGUGGCCUCUGAGACCUCUUCGCCUCCUUGUUUUUUUUCUAAUUGAUCCUCAAAAAAAGUUGUUACGGACCGGUUGUACUCCCCCCUAUCUUCACCCCGGAUACAUUUCUUUCACGUGCCCUAGGAAGAUUUCUAGGCCACGUGGUGCCAAAAUAUCUCAUUUUAUUCUCAGUGUGUGCCAAAAUGCUUUCCUUUUCUAGCUCCGUUUGCCUUAAUUCCAGCCCCCCUUCUACCAAAUUGUUUCUAUUCAAAAUGUUUUAAGAGUUCCGCUACGGGUUUUUUGAUUGUUAUAUGUUAUACUGCAAAAUUCUUUCCUUCACAUAAUAAAUUGAUUUUU
Molecule: messenger RNA, 3441 nt
Organism: Caenorhabditis elegans
Lineage: Eukaryota; Metazoa; Nematoda; Chromadorea; Rhabditida; Rhabditidae
Gene: bam-2
Product: Neurexin-related protein bam-2
Exons: 13
Coding region: 44-3067 (1007 amino acids)
Cellular component (GO): axon; plasma membrane
Source: RefSeq, marked reviewed